Thalassophryne amazonica is the source of this 1388-nucleotide messenger RNA. RefSeq names its product poly (ADP-ribose) polymerase family, member 16 (gene parp16). Lineage: Eukaryota; Metazoa; Chordata; Actinopteri; Batrachoidiformes; Batrachoididae. The record is from RefSeq and is a predicted model, not a curated record. Gene Ontology annotation, molecular function: protein serine/threonine kinase activator activity; kinase binding; NAD+ poly-ADP-ribosyltransferase activity. Gene Ontology annotation, cellular component: endoplasmic reticulum tubular network; intracellular anatomical structure; membrane. Bases 16 to 1158 code for a protein of 380 amino acids. The transcript has 7 exons. Gene Ontology annotation, biological process: endoplasmic reticulum unfolded protein response.
AAUGCAACAAUAAGGAUGCCGGCUGCCGUUAAACGCCAUAGAAGAAGAAGAAGAAGAAGAAGAAGAAGAAGAAGAAAAGAAAUUCCUGUAGUUGUAGCAGUAUUUGAACGCAUCACAGGUUCGGCUCUUCCUGCAGUGCUAUGUGUAUCAGAAAAGACUGAAGUGGUGGGAAUGCAGCCUCCGCUUCCACCUGAAGCUGUCAGAGAGCUGGUGUUCUCCUGUCUGCAUAGAGACCCAGUAGCAGCAGACCUUCGCUGCAGCCUGUUUGUGGCAGCUGCUCAGAACUACAAGAGGGACUCCCUGCUGCGGCCAUUCCCUCCUCGAUACAUAAAUGGUGACACUAAAGACUUUGAGGAGCUGUUAGCAGACUUGAGCUCUUUGCCUGGUGUGAGAGAGUUGGUGAGGCUGCGACAUGGGGAAAACGAUCAUCAUCUGGCUCUUGUACAUUGGAUUCUCUCUUCAAAGACCUUUGCUGUGAAGACCCUGCAGAAAGAUGAGUUUUCUAACCUUUGUAACCUGACGGAAAAUGUGGGGGUUUGUGCACCAGUGCCAGACUUUGUGUUUGAGUUGGAGUACUGUGACCAGCUGAAUGCCAGAUUUGAGAGGACGAAGGCAGACAGAGAUGUCUUCUACGCUUUCCACGGGAGCCGCCUGGAGAACUUUCACUCCAUCAUUCACAAUGGGCUUCACUGCCACCUUAACAAGAACUCUGUGUUUGGAGAAGGCACGUACCUCACCAGUGACCUCAGCAUGGCCAUCCUUUACAGUCCCCAUAGCAGUGGGUGGCAAGAAAGUGUGCUGGGUCCAAUGCUGAGCUGUGUUUCCUUAUGUGAAGUCAUUGAUCACCCAGAUGUCAAGUGCCAGGUGAAGGAAAAAGAUUCUGAAAUCAUUGACCGUCGGCGCCUGAGGGCAAAGAACAGUGAAGGAGGUGAUGUACCGCAGAAGUACUUUGUAGUCACCAACAAUCAGCUUUUGAGAGUCAAAUACCUACUUGUUUAUUCUCAGAGGAAGCACUUCUCCAGACAUUCCCGUGGUUCCUCCUGGUUCCUCGGACACCACUUUGCUGUCAUGAUGAGCCUGUACCUGCUGCUUCUCAUCCUCAUCGGGGCCUUUAACUCCACCUCCUUCCUAUCCUUUUGGAACAGGCUGUUCAGAUGACAGGACAGACACCUGGAUGUCCACAGUGCCUUUCACGUCACACAGUGGCCAGAAAUCUAAGCAAAGAUGACAUUUAAUUAUAUACCUUUUUUAUAAUCUUUUUUUUUUGUCUUUCCUUUUAUUUAUGUACUAACACUGUAUAGUUGCUGAUAUUCAAAUGCAGCAUCUUGUGUGUGAGAGCCUGUAGUGAAGCAAUUACAGAUUUAAUGAAUGUUAUCCCUUGCUUCAUA